Molecule: messenger RNA, 318 nt
Organism: Rangifer tarandus platyrhynchus (Svalbard reindeer)
Lineage: Eukaryota; Metazoa; Chordata; Mammalia; Artiodactyla; Cervidae
Source: the annotation of a GenBank genome assembly
AUGGGCGCGCACAACCAACCCGCCCGGCUCUCUCCCCCAACGCCUGCGGCGGGCACAGCCCGGGCAGGGGCACCGGUGUCCCGGCCACCGCAAAGGCCCAGACAGGCCCGCUCUCUCCUCCUUCCCUUUUGCCUUGUUGGAUUUUGCUGGUUUUUCUCUCCAGACAGGAAACCUGACAGCCCCGCGCCGGGAGAGGCGGUGACAAGUAUGACUCUACUCCGGACGGGCCUGCCCUACCGGCAGGGCCCCGAGUUUGCCCCCUCCCCCUGCACUCCUGUCCCCGUGGGUGCGGGUUACCGACAUGGAGAAGGGAUCUGA